Molecule: messenger RNA, 2517 nt
Organism: Doryrhamphus excisus (bluestripe pipefish)
Lineage: Eukaryota; Metazoa; Chordata; Actinopteri; Syngnathiformes; Syngnathidae
Source: RefSeq, a predicted model, not a curated record
UUAGAGGGGGGGGGGUGAGAGAGGGAGACAGAGACAGAGAGACAGAGACAGAGGGAGAGAGAGGACGUCUAGGAGGAUUUCUCGGCGGUGUCGUCUUGUCUUUUGCAGCUUAUUAUCUUUGUGCACACGGAUUUACACGCACGGAAGGAGGAGUCGGGAGGAUUAGUAGGAUGCUGAGUAGCUUCCUUCCACACCAGUCUUCUCCAUGCCACUUUCCAUGAGCUGAGAGCGCCACCUAGCGGGAGGAACCAAUCAGCUGAAAGAGAGGAACAGGAGUGUAGAAGGCCAGGGAAGGAAAGAACGAACAAACCUUUUGUUGCGGUUUCUUCCCUCUUUCGGAAAUGGCGGCGACCGAAGCCGAUGCGGCACCCGCGGUCCAGGAAGAUGGGAAAAGUGCAGAGAGCAAACAGCCGGAGGCAGAGCAAGCGACCAAUCAGGUGAACUCGGAGAGCACCAACAACGAGCUGCCAGACAAAGAUGGCGCAGCCGUCAACAGCGAGGUUGUCCCCAACAAAGACACUGUCAAUAAUGACACAGCGGCAGAGGAGGCGGCAGAGGCCGGUGGCGAGGAGGAGGCCGGAGCAUCGAGCGGUGAAACGGCAGCUCCUCAGAGCGCAGAGAGUGCGGAGCACAAGACUUCCUUCUUGGACUCCUUCCUGAACAAGAGUGGGCUGGGCAAGGUGAUGGCGUCCAGAAAAAAGAAGGAGCCUACUGUCCCAGCAGGAGGCGGGGAGGAGAGCACCGCCGAGGGGGCAGAGAAAGAGGGAGAGGAGGUAGCCGCGGCUGAGGGAGGAGCAGAAGGAGGUGCUGAGGGGGAGGCGGUGGCAAAUGGAGAGAAGGAGGAGGAGAAGAAGGAGGAAGAAAAGAAAGGCAAAGUGUCUUCAGUAGGAGAGCUGAUCAGGAGGCCUGUGGCAAAGAUCUUUUCCCAUCGCAGCUCCGCCACUCUUGAAGCUCCCAAACGGUCCAAGUCCCUAGACCGCCUGGAGGACCCACAGGCACUCAACGCCUCCACAGAGGAGGGAGCAGCUGCAGCUGGAGAAGGUGUGGAAGGAGCGGAAGGAGCAGAGGCUGAGCAGAAGGCUUCCUCCUCGGCCGCCUCCUCCAAGCAUAUGAAGCGCUGGCAUUCCUUCAAAAAGCUGAUGGCCCACAAAGCACACAAGAGGAGCAGUGGGGAGGAGAGCGGGGAAGGAGCAGAAGGAGGCGGCGACUCCUCCACGUUGGACUCCAAGGAGUCGGGCCAAAAGAGGUGGAAGCUCAAACGCUCCUGGACCUUCCAGGGCAUCAAGAGGGACACCUCCAUGGUCGGCAUCAGCUCCAAGACCAGGAGCUCGGAUAAGCCGGAGGAGGCUCUGGACACAGAGGAAGCCAAGGCUGACGAGGCUGAGGGCGAGGGAGGGGCCGAGGAGGCCAAGACUGACGGCGGCGAGGAGAAGACUGAGGGAAGCGAGGAGGAAAAAGUGGCAGGAGGAGCAACGGUGACGCAACACGCCAAUGAGAUCUGGACCUCCUUCAAGAAGCGCGUCAUCCCCAAGUCCAAGCGUGCCAACACAGAGUGUCCCCCAAGCGGGGAGGACGACGUCACUGCAGCCCCUGCCUCAGGCGAGGACGGCGCAACAGACGAGGGAAAAGAAGGAAAGUCAGCGAAGGCCAAACGGUCCCACUUCGGCCGGGCGGUGUCCCUCAAGAACUUCAUCUUGCGAAAAGGCAAGUCCACCAGUGUGGACCUGGGCGACGCCACCAAGGAGGAGGAAGAGGAAGCUGCAGAGGGCGCAGCUACCGCCACCACUGAAACCACUGAGGAGACCAACGACAAAGACGAGAAGAGUGGCGGUGAGAAGGAGGUGGAGAAGGAGGCGGAGAAGGAAGUGGAGCAGACGCCGAGUGAAGCUCCUGUGACCAACGGCGAGAAUGGCUGUUCCAACGGUUCGGCGGAGGAGAACGGCACGCAGCACGAGGAGGAGGAGGUGGAGGAGAAGAGCAGCCCCCUGAAGAAGAGCAAGGAGGUGGGAGGAGCCAAGGAGGAGGCCAACGCCAAGGUCAUCAAUGCCACGGCGCCCGUCAACAGCGACAAAAAGGCGGGAAACGUGUGAGGCCACAAAGAGGAUUAGAACUGCCCGGGAUUCGCUGAGCAAGGAGCUCUGAGCCCCGCCCCCUCCCCCCUCCUUCUCAAAUCCUCCUUCCUAACCACUCCCGACUCCCCCCACCCCCACACCACCAUCACCGCCACCACCACCUCCCCGAUUCCAUCCCUCCUCCCUCCCAAAUAAAGGAGUAAUCACGUGUUAACAGAUCGCCAUGGUGACGAGGAGCGGGCGGCAGCGAGAGUUCAUGUGAACAAAAAAUAAAUAAAAAUAAACACUCAGAAAGCAAUAAUUCACCCACCCUCCUCCAUCAUUGGCACACACACACACACACUGUUUCUCCUGUUUUCUCUGCUUGUUUGUGUGUGACAUUUUCUAUUGUCUACGAGAGAAGAAAACAAUGCGGAAAUGUAAAGUUGAAAAAAAAACAAACAAA